CUUUGGCCUUUUUUUUGCUCUUUUCUCAUUCUGAUCAUGCCACAGUUUUACAAAGAAAAAAAAAAAAACCAGAAUCAUACCAUUGCAUCGGACAUGCGAUCCUCUUAUCGGUCCGGGUGCGCCACAAGGGGGUCAAUAGUCAGAGCCUUUCUUGUCCGUGGUUUCUAAUUAACAGCAGCUUUGAAACCGCCCACAAUGCCACUGUUUGAGGCACUGUUGGCCCGAGCUCCACCAUAGGCAGCGCGAGAAGAACUAAUAGAACUCCAGUCCUGAUUCAUCGAUUCUCAUCCAGACAAAGAGCUCACGCUGGAGAAAUGGUAUGCAGCAAGUUGGGCGCCACCUUUGCGAAUGACGGUGCGAGCUUGCAAGGGUCAGGGCGUUACGCCGGUCGCAAGAUCUGCAAGGACCAAAGCUGGUCCAGCGGAGUUCACCUACUCCCUGAAGCGCAGCGAAUCAUCAUGCCGGGUUCUGUGGUGCCUGCAUCUCUUAGAAACACUGGCUGGCCCCUGGUCAUCAGAGGAGUCCUCCCGAUAGGCCGAGAUGGUUUAGACCCGCCUGCCAACCAGCAUGCAGAGAUGUCCUGACAAGACACGACUGCUAGGUCGGACGUCGACUGCGAUGCACCACUCGAUGGCCUAUUAAUUACUUUUAAUAAUAAACGCUUCCCCUUUCCCCUGCCAUGACAGGAGUUCUUGUUCUUGGGGAACAUCCGUUCGUCUGGGUUUUUUUCCUUUCCGUUCAUUUCUUGGUCGAUCGGCGGGCUUUCUCGAAUCACCUUGCGUUUGCCUCAUAGAAUAGACCGUUUCGGCUCUGCGUUGACCGUAGACCUACUUACUUUCGCUUUGACAUUUUCUUCUCUCCAUCUUGUCUCUUUGCCCUUUCACUUACCUUGUUUGCCUCUUGUUUGGACUUGCCUCACCCACUGACGUGGAAAACGUGCUGACCAGUCGGCCGGAUCGACCUCCCUUGCCUACAUUCCCGAAGUCCUGGACGAUGCCAUUGCUCCUCAGCAAGCAACGGAAAAUCUAAGCCUUGCCGAUCUGCUUAUUGAAUUCAGAUUCCACCGAUCAUCCGUUGACUGCCCUUCCCGUCUCUCACUCUUGACUGGUUCACUGCCUACACGCCUGCCUAGCAGCGUCAUUGUCAUUCACAUCCAACCUUCCUAUUGACAUCGGCACAAGAGCAGCAACAAGGCUUCCUUUGACGGUGUGAAUGCCAUUGCGCCCGAUUCUACCCCCGAUCAUCUCGCAGAUCCCUGUGCCAUUCUACACCCCGUUGGAUCGUCCUUUGACUUCCUGGCUCUGAUUUCAUUUCAUCCUUCAACGUCACCACACUCGAUCAUCGCAUUCUCUGUCGACUCCCCGCAACCACCCUCGACGCUUGAUCGACCUUCCCAGAUCUUGAAAUUUGGCUCAAGAUCUCCCCGGUAGAACGUCGUUCAUCUUGCGAGAAUUUCGGUCCGUGGCCUGCACGUCACUCCACCACGGCUCGCCACCAUAAGAUCCUCCGUCACCUCGAUCAAAUCCCCUGCCAACCACAUCUGCAACAAGGAUAAGCCAUACAGCCCUGAACAGGUGUCCCCGGGGACAGUUCAAUGGCGACGCCUGGCCCGCAACUUGCGGCACGAGACUACGGAUCUAACGAGACAUACGUCUACGAGUACUCGAGAGGACUGGGUGGUGUCGACGUCCCGCGCGAUGUUAUCAUCACCCGCAUCAUCUACUCUUCGGUGAUCAUUCUUGCCUUCGGUGUGUUCUGUGGCCGUAUCGCACUGAUCAGUCAUGCAUAUCUCCGCCAAAUCACCUCAUCUACGGCAAACGGGCGGCAGCAGACCUACUGGCGCCGGGAGACAUCAUCGUGGUGGUCCAGCCUGAAGAAGCAUAUAUUGUAUUCUCCACUGGGGAAGAAGAGGCAUAAUCGAGAAAUUCAGCUCUCCUCGGCUGUUGGUAUCGGCACGUUGCCCUCUCGUUUCCAGACCAUCUUGAUCACAUUCUACUUUGCAAGUCAAGUGGUGUACUGUCUUUAUCUAGACUAUGCUGUCAACAAUAAAGCUGCGCUGAUUGCAGAACUGCGCGGGCGCUCAGGGACGCUGGCCGUCUUGAAUAUGGUGCCACUGUUUCUGCUGGCAGCGCGCAAUAACCCUCUGAUCUCGAUCCUGCAUAUCAGUUUUGAUACUUACAACCUUCUCCACCGGUGGCUGGGCCGCAUGAUCGUGCUAGAGUCUGUCGUUCAUACUGUCGCCUGGGCCGUCAAUGCAGUUGAUGAGCAAGGCAUGGGAGACAUGCUGUCGCGGUUGCGAGACACGCCCUUCUUCACCUGGGGGUUGGUCGGUACGGUGGCCAUGGUUUUCCUCGGUCUGCACUCGCCCUCGCCAAUCCGGCAUGCAUUCUACGAGACAUUCCUUCAUCUGCAUCAACUCGCCGCGCUUCUCGCCUUCCUUGGCGUAUGGUUCCACCUUCAGCUGGACAGCCUCCCACAGCGCAGCUGGGCCAGCGGUAUUGCCGUGAUUUGGAUUGUCGAGCGUAGCACACGCCUCAUCCGCCUCGCAUAUCUCAACCUCUCCACCAAGCACGGCUCCACCCAUAUGACCGUCCAAGCCCUGCCAGGAGAAGCAUGCCGGGUAACCUUCCACUUGCCCAAAAGUGUACGCAUCGAUCCCGGCUGCCACGUCUUUGCCUACAUCCCCUGCGUCUCAUGGUGGAUGUCCCACCCAUUCUCCAUCGCUUGGGCCGAAGCCAGCAGUCCAAACCCGCAGUCACCGCGCUAUCAUGACUCCAAAUCCCCCGACUCACUCCCCAGUCCAUCUGCUCUAGAGAAGCAAUCCCAAGAGCUGGAUAGCUACUUCGAGCCCACCCACCGCCCCACGCAGGUUUCCCUCAUCGUUAGCGCUCGCCAGGGCAUGACCCGCCGUCUGUACAACCUCGCCCGCAGCAAACCAGAUCAGAUCCUCCGCGCACCGGGCUUCAUCGAAGGUCCCUAUGGCUCCCACCCUGCCAAUGCCUCCAGCUAUGGCACUGCGGUACUGUUCUCCGCCGGCGCGGGUAUAACCCACCACCUCAUGUACACUCGGGACCUCGUCGAACGAGCCGCGACAGCCCGCGCCGCAACCCGUCGCGUCUACCUCAUCUGGUCCGUCCGUUCAACAGAUCACCUCACCUGGGUGAGCUCAUGGAUGGACCAAAUCCUUCGACUCCCGGGUCGCCGCGAUAUUCUCAUCGUCAAGGUGUUCGUUUCUAAGCCCCGGCGCGCGGCGGAUAUCGUAUCCCCAUCCGCGACGGUCCAGAUGCACUCUGGUCGGUGUAGGCCAGAUGUUAUCCUUAAUGAGCUUAUGCCGAAAAGUGUGGGUGCGACCUUCGUUUCUGUCUGUGGGCCUGGUGCGUUUGCGGAUGAAGUGAGAGCUGCGGCGAGGGGAAGAAUUGGGAAAGGCGCUGUGGUGGAUUUUGUGGAGGAGGCUUUUACUUGGUAGAUAGAAAUCUUUCUGCCUCUGAUUUUAUCUUCUUUUGUGGGAGUUCUUGCUCGUUUACUAGCAUGUCUUUCCGGCGCUGUGAUUGCUUUUAAUGUCUAUACUAUCAUCUCGUCGACUACAGGAAUACUUACUUACUGCAUCCUUCUUGGAU
This is a messenger RNA of Penicillium brasilianum, 3617 nucleotides long. The record is from the annotation of a GenBank genome assembly. Lineage: Eukaryota; Fungi; Ascomycota; Eurotiomycetes; Eurotiales; Aspergillaceae.